Molecule: messenger RNA, 559 nt
Organism: Cyprinodon variegatus (sheepshead minnow)
Lineage: Eukaryota; Metazoa; Chordata; Actinopteri; Cyprinodontiformes; Cyprinodontidae
Product: P2Y purinoceptor 1-like
Exons: 1
Biological process (GO): G protein-coupled receptor signaling pathway
Cellular component (GO): membrane
Molecular function (GO): neuropeptide receptor activity
Source: RefSeq, a predicted model, not a curated record
AGCAGUCAAGAACAACGAGGGCUGAACUAUCGAAGGCAAAAUGAAUACAACUGAAGACAACUGCCAAGAGUUUGAUAGGGACCUGUAUGAAAAUACCUUACUGCCUACUCUUUACAUCUUGGUGUUAAUUGUUGGAUUGCUAGCUAACGGAUGGGGAUUGAAGUCUUUGCUGCAUAACUGGAAGAAUCUUGGGGAAAUUAACAUCUUUCUUUUAAACCUGGGACUUGCAGACAUUUUGUACCUGCUCAAUCUUCCUCUUCUGAUCGUCUACUACCUUAAAGGGAGCGAAUGGAUCUUUGGAGAAACUCUCUGCAAACUGACAAGAUUCUGUUUCAACCUGAAUUUAUAUUGCAGCAUUGGAUUCCUCACUUGUAUUAGUGUGUACAGAUACCUGGCAAUCGUCCAUCCCAUGAAAUCAAAGGGGAGAUUAACGGCGAAUCGUUCCAUUGGUAUCUCAGCCAUUGUUUGGAUUCUGGUGAGUGUUCAAAGCCUUCCCGACAUGUUCUUCCCCAAAAGAUAUAGAAGCGAUCAAUGUUUUGACACCACCACUAAUGAUUAU